UUUGGAUGUGUCCACACACCACGUGGAGCCACAAGGUAAUUUCUGUGCGGUCUGUCGCUUCGUAACGUCCUUGACACUCACAGCAGCUUUCCCCAGUGUGCGUUGUUAGGCGAGCCGGUGUGUGGAGACAUGUCAGCGGGAGGUCAGACCACCAGGAGCCGGGAGAUCCCGGCCGUCAGACGGGUCGCCAUCCACGAUGCAGCCCAUAUGCCCCAGGACUACUCCACCACUCCCGGAGGGACUCUGUUCAGCACCACGCCAGGAGGUACCAGAAUCAUCUACGACAGGAAGUUCCUGCUGCAGUGUCGGACGUCUCCUCUGGCCCGUACACCUCCCAACCUGCCCGACAUCCCAGGAGUCACCAGGCCACUCAAACCCAGUGACACACAGCAGCCUGAACAGACACCCAGCAAUAACACCAACCACAACCUGCACACAGAGGAGAGCACAGAUGCCCAGUUUGAAAUGGACAUCUGAACAAAGUCGGCUGUGAGGAUAAAAGAAAUUAACAUUUUCUUUGCUUUUUUUUUUAACGGAGAUAAAAACAUUCUCAGCUUUAAUGAGAAGUCUUACUGAACUGUGAAACCCAGCUUCAGAUUUGUUCUGAAUUUGUAGAUGGCAUUUGUUUUCUAAAGCUUAACAUGUGUUAAAGUGAUGUACUCUUAUCAAACAACACAAAGUGAUGCAUUAAAAUGUUUCUUUACUUUGGAUAUACUUGACCUUGUAUGAUCUGUGACAUAUUUGACAAGUACGUCAAAGUUUUGUUGAAAUUAAACAUAAAUAUUUUAUGUGA
Messenger RNA from Epinephelus fuscoguttatus (brown-marbled grouper), 793 nucleotides. RefSeq names its product eukaryotic translation initiation factor 4E-binding protein 2-like. The transcript has 3 exons. Lineage: Eukaryota; Metazoa; Chordata; Actinopteri; Perciformes; Serranidae. Gene Ontology annotation, biological process: negative regulation of translational initiation. Bases 130 to 477 code for a protein of 115 amino acids. Gene Ontology annotation, molecular function: eukaryotic initiation factor 4E binding. Gene Ontology annotation, cellular component: cytoplasm. The record is from RefSeq and is a predicted model, not a curated record.